This is a messenger RNA of Sorghum bicolor (sorghum), 1843 nucleotides long. Its product is annotated as ricin B-like lectin R40C1. The transcript has 6 exons. Bases 192 to 1496 code for a protein of 434 amino acids. NCBI's taxonomy places the organism in Eukaryota, Viridiplantae, Streptophyta, Magnoliopsida, Poales, Poaceae. The record is from RefSeq and is a predicted model, not a curated record.
GCAGGGCAGGUCUGGUCUGCUGCUGAUAGAGUGAGCAGCCGGCGGUGCAGACCACGCAGGCCCGCCGAGCGCGCUAUAAAACCCGAGGCAGUGGGCGAGGCCAUCCAUCCAUCCUCGGAUCGGUCGAUCAGCCGGUCCGUCGUCGUCCCAACCUCCAUCCCUCGAUCAGCUUCUGGAAAAUUAAGGAAAGCAUGUUCGGGCACCACCACCACCAUGGCCACGGCGGGCACGGCCAGGCCCCGCCGCCACCGCCGCCGCAUGAGCAGACGCUGUACAAGAUCUUCUGCCGCGCCGACGAGGCGUACUGCCUCACGGUGCGCAACGACACCGUCGUCCUCGCGCCCACCAACCCUCGCGACGAAUCCCAGCACUGGUACAAGGACAUGAGGCACAGCACCAAGGUGAAGGACGCGGAGGGCCAGCCGGCGUUCGCGCUCGUCAACAGGGCCACCGGCCUCGCCAUCAAGCACUCGCUCGGCCAGUCCCAUCCUGUGAAGCUGGUGCCCUACAUCCCGGACUACCUGGACGAGUCGGUGCUGUGGACGGAGAGCCACGACGUCGGCAAGGGCUUCCGCUGCAUCCGCAUGGUCAACAACAUCCACCUCAACUUCGACGCCUUCCACGGCGACAAGGACCACGGCGGCGUCCACGACGGCACCACCGUCGUGCUCUGGGAGUGGGCCAAGGGACCCAACCAGAGCUGGAAGCUGCUGCCCUGGGGCGACGAGGCCUACAACGCGCCGCGCGCACCACCAGGAGGGCCGUACCCACCGCCUGCAGCCCAGCCGGAGCCAGCCUACGGCGGGUACCGGCCCCCGCCGGGCGGCCCAGCUGCCGGUGGCUACGCGCCGCCACCACCAGGGCCGUACCCACCGCCUGCACCCCAGCAGGAGCCAGGCUAUGGCGGGUACCGUCCCCAGCCGCCUGUGCACGAGCCUGGCUACGGCGGCUACCCGCCGGCUCCGGGCAACCCUGCCCCGGGGUACGGGCCCCCCGCCGGGUACGGGUACGGCAACCUGCCUCGCGUGCUCGCGUCUGAGCCCACCGUGCGCGUCUUCUGCAAGGCCGGCGACGGGUACAGCCUCACCGUCAGGAACGGCACCGUGUGCCUGGCACCAACCAACCCCAGGGACGAGUUCCAGCACUGGGUGAAGGACAUGAGGCACAGCACUCGCAUCAAGGACGAGGAAGGGUACCCGGCGUUCGCGCUGGUGAACAAGGUCACCGGCGAAGCCAUCAAGCACUCCCUGGGACAGAGCCACCCGGUUCGUCUGGUGCCCUACAACCCUGAGUACGUGGACGAGUCCGUGCUGUGGACUGAGAGCCGCGACGUCGGCCACGGCUUCCGCUGCGUGCGCAUGGUGAACAACAUCUACCUCAACUUCGACGCCUUCCAUGGCGACAAGGACCAUGGCGGCGUCCACGACGGCACCACCGUCGUCCUCUGGGAAUGGGCCAAGGGCGACAACCAGCGCUGGAAGAUCCUGCCCUGGUAGAUAUGAAGCCAUCCAAUCGCGGCGUUGAGAAGAUCGACCGGAGAAACUUUACCUUGCUGCCGUCUCCGUCCUCCGCUCCAUGUCGUUGAUCGAGUCGUUCUAGUUAUUAUCUUUCUGUUUUCGCGUCGGUUCCUGAAUGAACAGUAAUAAUAUAGGAGUACUAGUUGUUGUCCAUCAGCGUGCGACCAUGUCUGAAUCUGAUCGUAUCUUGCUGGUUGCGCGCUGCUGCUACUUCUCUGUUUGGUGUUCUGAAAGACUUUCGAGUAUGUUGAUGCUGAGUUUCAUUCAGACUUUGAGUGAUUCUGAGUUUCUGAUGAGGAAUCGAUCUACCGAGCUGCAUUGCUGCA